GGGGGUAGGGUUGGAAACUGAUCACGUUCUAAUUUCUUUGGAUGUUGUGUCACUAUUCACGAACAUCCCAGGCGAGUUAGCAAGUGGUAAUAGAACAUUCACAGUCAAGUGUAUUUUGGCAACGUAGACUCAAGUGUAAUUUUAAAUAUAUAUCUUAAUAACGAGCAAAAUGUCGCUCAAUAUUAAUCAAUAUUAUUGGCAACAUCUGCAGAAACGAAAAUUAUCAGCAGUUAUAAUUAUUAUGCUACUGGAAUGUAAUAAUAAAAAACAUAAUAGAAGAAAAUGGGUGCACUGUUGGGUAGCCAAAAGAAAAGAAAAAGGUUUACAUCACAAUUUGUUCAUGGAACUUAGUUUAGAAGAUCCUAAUAGAUUCAGAAGAUGUUUGCGUAUGGACACAGAAACAUUUGAAGAACUUUUGGAGAGAGUUACUCCACUCAUUGUGAAGAAAAAUACGCAUUUAAGAGAAAGCAUUUCAGCAGCAGAAAGAUUGUCUUUGACUUUACGUCAUUUAGCUACAGGUAGUUAAAAUUAUUGCUUCUAAGAAAUGUUUAUACAACAUCUACAAUAAGAUUACUGUAAUGUUACAAGAAAGAUGCACAUAACUGACAACCAUGUUCCACAAACAGAGCCCAUAUACCAUGACUUCAUUUGUCAAAUUCAUAAUUUUCUUAUUU
This is a messenger RNA of Solenopsis invicta (red fire ant), 674 nucleotides long. RefSeq lists its product as uncharacterized. NCBI's taxonomy places the organism in Eukaryota, Metazoa, Arthropoda, Insecta, Hymenoptera, Formicidae. The transcript has 2 exons. The record is from RefSeq and is a predicted model, not a curated record. The coding region runs from base 170 to 526 and encodes 118 amino acids.